Molecule: messenger RNA, 1320 nt
Organism: Papaver somniferum (opium poppy)
Lineage: Eukaryota; Viridiplantae; Streptophyta; Magnoliopsida; Ranunculales; Papaveraceae
Product: putative disease resistance protein RGA3
Exons: 2
Coding region: 1-1320 (439 amino acids)
Biological process (GO): defense response to other organism
Molecular function (GO): ADP binding
Source: RefSeq, a predicted model, not a curated record
AUGAGACUGGGAAGAAAGGAUGAUACUGCUAAAAUAGUAGAUAUAUUAACAAAGGCGAAUAAAUCAUUGUCGUCAGAUGUCAAUUAUCAUUCUCCGGAAAAGGUUUCAAUAAUCUCCAUUGUGGGGAUGGGUGGACUUGGGAAGACCACCCUUGCUCAACUCGUUUACAAAGAUGAGGUUGUAAAUAAAUACUUCGAUCAAAGAAUAUGGGUCUGUUUAUCUUCAGAUUUUGAUGUGGAGAAAAUCUUAAUAAAAAUUAUGGAAUCCGUCACUCUUGGUAAGUUUGAUAAUGUAUCAAAUUUCGAUUUGUUGGUAAACAAGGUUCAAGCAAAUCUCCAGGGGAAGAAAUUUUUGCUAGUACUGGACGAUCUGUGGAACGAAAAUAUUCAGCAAUGGGAGAGGCUCAAAAUUCCGUUGCUCGUUGGUGCUCAAGGGAGCAAAAUAUUGAUUACGACACGUAACAUGCAGGUUGCAGAUGUGGUAAAAGGGAGCAUUCGUCCGUACCAGUUGGAAAAAUUACAAGAAGAUGAAUGUUGGUCUAUCAUGGAGAAGAAAGCCUUUUCUCCGGGUGGAGCGACGAAGACUCCAACCAUGACAAACAUUGGAAAGGGGAUAGCGAAAAAAUGUAGUGGUUUACCACUUGCAGCAAAAUUCCUCGGAAGUCUAAUGCACUCCAAAAAUCAAGAAAGCGAGUGGUUGUCAAUUAGAGAAUCCGACAAGGAUUCUUGGGGCACAUCAUCCAAUGUUCAAAAUGCGCGAUCGAUUGAAGACAUUGGAGAAGAAUAUUUUGAUAGUUUGGUGUGGAGUUCAUUUUUGGAUGUGGUCGAAAAGAAUGCAUUAGAUGACAUAACUAUGUGGAAGAUGCAUGAUCUUGUCCAUGAUCUAGGACUAGAUGUUGUUGGGCAUCGUGAAUGUACAGUUUCCAAAGUUAGUGAGUUGGCCAAUAUUUUUGAUGUACGACGUUUACAAUUAAUAUCGGAUGAUGAUUCAUCAACAAGAUGUUCCGUAGUCAUGAGCCAAUUGAAGAAGUUGCGGACAGUUAUCGUCCUUGAACCAAAUAACAAUCUGAAGAGUUGCACGUUCUCAAGCAACAAGAAAUUGCGUGUGCUAUAUUUUGGACGUAUGGCUGAAGCCUGUACAGAGAUUGCAUAUCCGGCUGCAAAUAAGUUAAAGCAUUUAAGGUACAUCCAAAUUUCCGAUUUAGACCUUAAUGGUAUGAUGCAUGAUAAAUAUUACUACAGUAAACUUUACAAUUUGCAGACGUUGGUACUAAGUGGGUGUGACGCUGUCCAAAACAUUCUUGAAGCAUGGGAUCUUUGA